AUGGCGGCUCAGGUGUGCGCGGUGCUGCUGCUGCUGCUGAGCGGGCCGGUGCUGCCCGGACUCCAACCCGGACCCGGACCCGGUCCGGACUCUGCGCGCGGCAGGGCGGAGCUGUGGCGCGUGCGCGGCCUCGCCGCUCAGUCCGGGUACGGAGGGUGUUGGGCGCGAGCCGUUGAGCACCUGGACACGCGCUGCAGAGACAUGACGUCAGAGAGCCAGAGCCGGAUGGCGCUCAGUUUCACCUUCUGUCACCUGAGCAGCUCAGGCAGGGAUUUCCCAUCAUGCCCCGAGGGGUCAGAGGUCAGCAGGUGUACAGCAGGUAUGGACGCUGUGGCCUUCAACACCUACACCGAGUUCUUCACCCACACGCACUCCAUCUGUCACUUCCUGCAGUCUGAAACCUGGCAGAGUCGAGCCCAGAAUACCAUGUACAGGUUGACGGAGAGUUCCGCAGGUGUAGCUGAGCAGCUUCAGUCCACCCGUCAGUUGGCUGAGGACCUGAUUGAGGCCCAGACUGCUGCCUUACAGGUGCAGCAGGAUAUCCUGAACAACGGAGAGGAGCUGAGAGUCACCCUGAGAGACUCCACCCAGGGCCUGCGGGCGGUGUUCUCGGAGCUCAGCAGUGUCUCCAGAGAGCAGCAGGUGGCGCUCUCUGAACUCUUCAACAGAGUUUCCUUCCUACAGAGUUUCCUGCUGAUGGAGGCUCACAGUCUGAGCUCCUCCUGCUACAACGCUGCUGCUCUCUGCACCUCCUUCCUCCUCACCUCCACCCAGCGCUCCUCUCGAGCCAGGUUGGUGUUAAUGAGCUUGGUGUGUGUGAACUUCUACCUGGAGAGGAGGAUCUACCAGCUGGUGCUGAGCUCUGAUCGUCCUGAACACACACACAUGGAGCUGGUAGGUGUGUAUGUGAGUGUGUUGCGGUGCGUCAUGGUGUGUGUAUGUGUGUGUGUGCUGCUGUACGUGUGUGUGGGGUACACGGACCCCCUGCAGCAGAGUCUGCAGCUGCUGCAGCAGCUCAGAGAGACGCAGAGCAGCCUGAAGGAGGCGCUGCAGCACGCAGAGUCUUUGGGGAAGCAACAACAUAAGAGGAGACCGGAGAGGAGAAGAAGAGCGGAGCUGAGAAGGGAGGAGGAGGAGGAGGAGGAGAUGUGUAGCAACUUGGUCCCAGACCCGUCUCACCUCUCACACGUGGGUUGGAGUACUGAGACUAUUCUCUGCAGUACAGCUGGUGACAUCACCUUGCAGCAAUACAAUACCCACAAUGCUUCACUGGAGCGCCCCUCCCCCGCCCCUUUGGUCUACAGCAUCCAGGUGGAGGACAGACAGCCUCGCUACAGCCUACGGAGCAGAAGAUCAGAGAUUCUCUGAAGGACGCUCUCUCUCUCUCCCUCUCUCUCUCUCUCUCUUUGUCUGUCUCUUUCUCUCUCCCCUUUGUCUGUCUGUCUGUCUGGCUGUCUGGUCACCUGUUUU
This is a messenger RNA of Pseudoliparis swirei, 1470 nucleotides long. RefSeq lists its product as uncharacterized. The transcript has 10 exons. The record is from RefSeq and is a predicted model, not a curated record. The coding region runs from base 1 to 1368 and encodes 455 amino acids. NCBI's taxonomy places the organism in Eukaryota, Metazoa, Chordata, Actinopteri, Perciformes, Liparidae.